Molecule: messenger RNA, 549 nt
Organism: Salarias fasciatus (jewelled blenny)
Lineage: Eukaryota; Metazoa; Chordata; Actinopteri; Blenniiformes; Blenniidae
Product: CKLF-like MARVEL transmembrane domain-containing protein 8
Exons: 4
Coding region: 1-549 (182 amino acids)
Biological process (GO): myelination
Cellular component (GO): membrane
Molecular function (GO): structural constituent of myelin sheath
Source: RefSeq, a predicted model, not a curated record
AUGGAUGAUGCUGUGGUGGCUAAUCACAGUUUUGAUGUUCCCUCCAUGCUGGCCAGGGACUUCAACAAUGUCAUGCUGACCAAUGAAUCCAAUGUCAUCAAUGUGUGUGGUAUGCUGGUGUGGAUUCUCGUUGGUGGUACCGAUUAUUUUCAUCUGUCGGCUCUGUGCUGGGUGAUGUUUUCCUCCAUCCUGCUCUGGAUUCUGACAGUUUUUCUCUUCAUCAUUUACCUUGCUGGAGUCCAUCACAGAAUACCCCGGGUCCCCUGGACUACACUGGACCUGUGCAUGCACUGCAGUGCCACAGUCUUGUAUCUGGUGACAGCAGUGGUAAAUGCACUGUCUGUCAAACAAGCCACCAGGGGGCGACACAACUACAACUGCUGGGCAGCAUCAGCAUUCUUUGCAUCUCUCACCACACUCUGCUAUGCGGGAAGUGGUUAUUUGAGCUACCGGGUCUGGAAAACCCAAGAAGAGGAGCAGGAGUUCCACCGCUUCCUGCUCUGCUUUCACAAUGUUCAAAACGUGAGCCGAAGGAUGGACAGCAACUGA